AUGGCAAAUUUUCGAUUUUCUUCAUCUAUGGAAAUUUUAAUGAUGGCUGUUGGUAGUUUCUGUGCUAUUGUUCAUGGAGCAGCCCAGCCAGCAGUGUUGAUUGUGCUUGGUGCAAUGGCAGACACAUUUAUUGAAUAUGACAUUGAGAUGCAAGAGCUGAAAGACCCAGGCAAGACAUGUGUAAAUAACACUAUAGUGUGGAUUAAUGGUACUAUUCAUCAGAAUGAAAAGAACACCACAAUAAGAUGUGGGCUGCUGGACAUUGAACAAGAAAUGACCAAGUUUGCAAGUUACUAUGCAGGAAUUGGUUGUGCUGUACUUGUGUUAGGAUACCUCCAAAUCUGCUUUUGGGUUACAGCCGCAGCUCGUCAGAUACAGAAAAUCAGGAAAGCUUAUUUCAGGAAAGUAAUGCGAAUGGAUAUAGGCUGGUUUGACUGUACAUCUGUAGGAGAACUGAACACUCGAAUUUCUGAUGAUGUUAACAAAAUUAAUGAGGCUAUUGCUGACCAAGUAGCAAUUUUUAUCCAGCGCUUAACCACCUUUGUGUGUGGAUUCCUACUAGGAUUUAUCAGUGGCUGGAAACUGACCUUGGUUAUCAUUGCAGUCAGCCCUCUGCUUGGGGUUGGAGCGGCUGUCUAUGGCUUGGCUGUGGCAAAACUAACAGGCCAAGAAUUAAAGGCUUAUGCAAAAGCUGGAGCUGUGGCUGAUGAAGUGCUCUCAUCCAUCAGAACAGUGGCUGCUUUUGGUGGGGAGAAGAAAGAAGUGGAAAGAUAUGAUAAGAAUCUGGUGUUUGCUCAGCACUGGGGAAUUCGAAAAGGAAUAAUAAUGGGAUUAUUCACUGGUUACAUGUGGCUUGUAAUUUUCCUAUGUUACGCGUUAGCCUUUUGGUAUGGCUCUAAACUUGUCCUUGAAGAAGAAGAGUAUUCACCUGGCACUCUUCUGCAG
Molecule: messenger RNA, 945 nt
Organism: Pterocles gutturalis (yellow-throated sandgrouse)
Lineage: Eukaryota; Metazoa; Chordata; Aves; Pterocliformes; Pteroclidae
Gene: ABCB11
Product: ATP-binding cassette, sub-family B (MDR/TAP), member 11
Exons: 7
Biological process (GO): transmembrane transport
Cellular component (GO): membrane
Molecular function (GO): ABC-type transporter activity; ATP binding
Source: RefSeq, a predicted model, not a curated record